Molecule: messenger RNA, 1434 nt
Organism: Eruca vesicaria subsp. sativa (arugula)
Lineage: Eukaryota; Viridiplantae; Streptophyta; Magnoliopsida; Brassicales; Brassicaceae
Source: the annotation of a GenBank genome assembly
AUGCUUGUCUUCGCGCAUUGUCAGCAUCAUCCAUGGAGUUCGAUAUCACCCACCAUCCACCUCCUCGAAACCUGCAAAACCUCAGAAGACAUAAACAAAAUCCACUCUCGAUUGAUCACUACCGGAUUCAUCAAAAACCCCAAUCUCACGACGAGGAUCGUUCUCGCCUUCGCCUCCUCUCGACGCCCAUUUCUCGCCCAAUUCGCGCGUUGUCUCUUCCACGAGUAUCACGUACGCUCUGUUUCCACCGUAGAGGAGGUGAAAGAUCCGUUUCUAUGGAACGCAGUUAUCAAAUCUCACUCUCAUGGACUCGAUCCGAUAAAAGCUCUGUUUUUGCUCUGUUUGAUGCUCGAGAACGGUGUCCCCGUGGAUAAAUUCUCGCUGUCUCUUGUUUUAAAAGCGUGUUCGAGGUUAGGGUUUGUGAAGGAAGGGACGCAGAUUCAUGGGUUUUUGAUAAAGAGUGGAGCUUGGUCGGAUUUGUUUCUGCAGAAUUGUUUGAUUGGUUUGUAUAUAAAGUGUGGUUUUUUAGGGUUUUCGCGCCAGGUGUUCGAUAGAAUGCCGCAGAGAGAUUCUGUUUCUUAUAAUUCAAUGAUUGAUGGGUAUCACAUGGAAGCUCUUGAAGUGUUUAACCACAUGGAAAAGGAGAGUCACUUGUCACCUGAUGAAACGACUUUGGUGAUAGUUCUUUCAGCGAUUGCUCAGCUUGGUAGAUUAUCCAAAGCCAUUGAUAUGCAUUUGUACAUUGUGGAGAAACAGUUUCCUUUAAGUGGAAAACUCGGAGUUGCUCUCAUUGAUAUGUACUCGAAGUGUGGAAGCAUACAACACGCCAUGAGGGUCUUUGAGGGUAUCGAAAGCAAAAGUAUUGAUCACUGGAAUGCCAUGAUUGGUGGCCUAGCUGUUCAUGGUCUUGGAGAAUCUGCAUUCGACAUGCUUUUACAGAUCGAAAGAAGUUCCAUAAAACCUGACCAUAUAACCUUUGUUGGAGUCCUAAAUGCCUGCAGCCACUCUGGUUUGGUGAAGGAAGGCCUUCUAUGCUUUGAGCUCAUGAGGAGAAAACACAAGAUACAACCAAGAUUGCAACACUAUGGAUGUAUGGUGGACAUACUAGCAAGAUCAGGAAGUAUAGAGCUAGCAAAAAACUUAAUAGAGGAAAUGCCAAUUGAGCCAAACGAUGUUAUAUGGAGGACGUUUCUCUCUGCUUGUAGUCACCAUAAGGAGUUUGAAACGGGAGAGCUUGUUGCGAAACACCUCAUUUUGCAAGCUGGCUAUAACCCGAGCUCAUAUGUGCUUCUCUCCAAUAUGUAUGCUAGUAAUGGAAUGUGGAAGGAUGUUCGUAGGGUUAGAACGAUGAUGAAGGAAAAAAAGAUAGAAAAACUUCCUGGAUGUAGUUGGAUUGAGCUUGAUGGAAGAGUCCAUGAGUUUCUUUGUAGGUAA